AUGUUCGAGGCGCUGUGGGACGCCGGCGUACGGUAUUGCUUCGUAAAUCUAGGGUCUGAUCACCCCGCCAUCAUGGAAGCGAUGGUUAAAGGCCAGUGGGAGAGGCCGGACAGGUUCCCUAAAUUCAUCACUUGCCCAUGUGAGAUGGUUGCGCUAUCUAUGGCAGAUGGUUAUGCUCGAGUCACGGGAGAACCUCAAGCCGUCAUUGUGCACGUUGACGUUGGCACUCAAGCACUCGGCUGUGCCGUACACAAUGCCAGUGUAGGCCGCGCGCCUGUGUUCAUCUUUGCUGGUCUCUCCCCAUGUACUCUGGAGGGUGAAUACCGCGGCAGCAGAACCGAGUUUAUCCACUGGCUACAAGAUGUCCCAGACCAGAAAGCAAUCGUAUCACAAUACUGUCGCUAUACUGCCGAACUGAAGAAGGGGCAGAACAUCAAACAGAUGGUGAACCGAGCCUUGAGUUUUGCGAAAAGCAAGCCUCGAGGUCCAGUCUACUUACAGGGGACCCGAGAGGUUAUGGAAGAGGUUAUUAAGCCGUAUGAGAUUCGACAGGAGUUCUGGAGUCCCGUGGAGCUUGGUGGCUUGAUACCGACGCAGCUGAAUCUGGUUGCUUCGGCCUUGGUAUCUGCUAGGGAGCCUCUUGUCGUCACGGGCUAUAGCGGACGUGAUACUGCCGUAGUACCAUUGCUCAUUGAGUUGGCUAACCUUAUCAAGGGCCUGCGAGUGCUCGACACUCAAGGUUCGGAUCUCAGCUUCCCUGCCGAUCACCCUGGGUGGCUGAGCGUGAGAUAUGGAUCGGAUGAGGCCAUCCGCACGGCCGAUGUGAUACUCGUCGUCGAUUGCGAUGUGCCGUGGAUCAACACGCAGUGCAAGCCCGCCGACGACGCUAGAAUCUUUCAUUUCGAUGUCGACCCUUUGAAAGAUCAGAUGCCUGUUUUCUAUAUCGACGCGAUCCUGCGUUGUCGUGUGAAUACCAAGUUUGCCCUAGACCAAAUUGUGCAGCACUUGAAAACCGACCUUUCACAUGAAAUUAGGGCAAAUAACGAGCACUACAAAGACCGAUGGUCGGCCCUUCAGGUGUCCUACAAGAAGAAGUUAAGCGCCAUAUCUGCACUGGCCGAGCCGAACCCAGACGGCUCGUUGGGAUGUGGCUUUCUCAUUUCGAGUCUCCGGAAGGCAUGUCCGAUUGAUACGAUCUGGGUCAUUGAAGCCGUCACAAACACUUUCACCGUGGCCGAUCAAUUGCAGGCAACCUUGCCUGGAAGUGUCUAUAGCUCGGGCGCAGGUGGACUUGGUUGGUCGGGCGGUGCAGCCCUUGGUAUCAAAAUGGCUACGGACUGUAUUCACGGAGGAAAAGGCAAAUUUGUAUGCCAGAUCAUCGGGGACGGCUGCUUUCACUUCUCCAUCCCCACCAGUGUAUAUUGGGUCGCACAGAGGUAUGAGAUUCCAGUUCUGACUAUAGUGCUCAACAAUGAUGGUUGGAACGCACCUCGGAACUCUAUGCUUCUUGUUCAUCCUAACGGCCUAGGAUCCGAAGUUAGUAACGAGGAACUUAACAUAUCAUUCGAUCCAAACCCUGAUUACGCGACUAUUGCACAAGGCUCGUCGGGGGGUAAGUGUUGGGCGGGACGAGCCAGCACUGUUGAUGAGUUGGUAGCAAGGUUGCCCGAGGCCGUGGAUGCUGUACAAAGCGGCCGGUCUGCUUUGUUGGACGCGCGGAUCAUAAAGAAGCGUUCAAUGUUGUAG
Talaromyces rugulosus is the source of this 1746-nucleotide messenger RNA. RefSeq lists its product as uncharacterized. Gene Ontology annotation, biological process: L-valine biosynthetic process. Gene Ontology annotation, molecular function: thiamine pyrophosphate binding; acetolactate synthase activity; flavin adenine dinucleotide binding. Bases 1 to 1746 code for a protein of 581 amino acids. The record is from RefSeq and is a predicted model, not a curated record. Lineage: Eukaryota; Fungi; Ascomycota; Eurotiomycetes; Eurotiales; Trichocomaceae. Gene Ontology annotation, cellular component: mitochondrion; acetolactate synthase complex. The transcript is spliced from 3 exons.